This is a messenger RNA of Equus caballus (horse), 1503 nucleotides long. The record is from RefSeq and is a predicted model, not a curated record. Lineage: Eukaryota; Metazoa; Chordata; Mammalia; Perissodactyla; Equidae.
AGGCACAAUGGUGUUUCCAGGACACAGAGCUUCUAGGGAAAAAGAGGCGUGAACUCAGCUGAACUCAGCUUCCUCAAGCUGGAAGCCUGGUUCCAUCUCAAGGUCCUGUGUGGGGCUCUGUGCUGGCUAUUUGUGUACAGUUCUGGUGAUGACAUGGGCAAGGAGGGUGAGCAGCCAAGAUCCCAGAGGGGUUUUGGGUUGGUGUGAUUGAAAGAAGAGGCCCGGGUAAUGGAAGCUUGAGGAAGUGACCUCACUUCCUUGGUGACAGACCCUAACAGAACUUAGCACACUGGUCUCCAGGCACCCACAUUCUAGACACAGCCUCCUAUUGAGCUCACUUGAGUGGAGACACUCAAGAGAGCAGGAUGCUCUGCUGUUGUCUCCCGACUUGUCGAGGCUGUGGCUUCAGGAAAGCCAAGAAACAGAGCCUUUUCAGUUGCUACACACAUUGGCUUGGCCCUCACCUGCACCGCCUCUGGCCAUUUGGCAGGAGGAGCCCUCAGAGCUGCACGCAGGAGGUGGUUGAAGAGCUGGCGGAUGGCUUUGGGUACUCCAUCUCCCUGGACAGGGACCAGCUGCACCGCACCAUCAUCAAUAACCAGGGCUGCUCUGAGAGUGAAGAUGAGUCCACUCUGUCUGUCACUGAGGCCUGCAGGAUGCGUGCCCUCCAGGCAGGCAUGAUGCAGAGGCUCUCAGAGUCUGUGCUGCCAGCCUUCCCCAGCAGAGUCCUCUGCAGUGUCAUCACCUCCCUCUGCAGUGACUCAGGCUCCAGCACAGCCCACCAGGUGCUGGACCAGCUGUUUCCCAGGUCCCAUCUACCCUCCAUCCCGGGCGAUGCCCUCAUCCCCUUUGGGACACAUGGAGGCAGCUUGGCCCAUUGCAUGCGGGAUGCUGGAGGACAGGACCACCUCCCAAAUGCUAUCUAUUUCCUGCUGGGAACCUGGCUGGGCCAAGGGCAGGAUUGCAGGGAGCCCCUACAGUUUCCAUGCUGGACCCUGCAGCUGGCCACUCUGCACCUUAGCUUUGGUGGCUCACAUGUGGAGGGCCAUGCCUACCUUCUGCCAGGACACCUGGAGCACCUGAAGGCCAUUGAGGCCAAACAGAAAGAGCCAGCUCCAAAGCUCCUGCCACAUCCAGAGCCAGAGCCAGAGCCAGAACCAGCCCCUGGGCUAGAACCAUCUCCAGCUCCAGCCCCACCACCCGUGGCAGACCUGGAGCCAGCAUCACCUGCAUCGGACCCUACAGGGCUGGAGGAAGGGGCACCAUUAGCUUCAGCCCCAGUGCCAGCUCCUGAACUAGAGCCCACUGGACCCUGGGCUGUGACCACCGAAAACCAGCUGAGGGAGGAGAAGCUGAACAUCUUGGACUUCCCUCCCUGGCUGGUGGCAGAGCAGCUGACGAGGAUGGAGGCGGUGAGCAGCGGGGCUUGCAGGGCAGGGGGGCCCUGCCUUCCUGUGCCAUGAGCUGCCCCACACCUGCCAUUCCCUCAUCCAAAAUCUGAUG